Messenger RNA from Talaromyces stipitatus ATCC 10500, 1983 nucleotides. Its product is annotated as amino acid permease family protein, putative. Gene Ontology annotation, cellular component: membrane. Gene Ontology annotation, biological process: transmembrane transport; amino acid transport. The transcript is spliced from 3 exons. NCBI's taxonomy places the organism in Eukaryota, Fungi, Ascomycota, Eurotiomycetes, Eurotiales, Trichocomaceae. Bases 316 to 1926 code for a protein of 536 amino acids. The record is from RefSeq and is a predicted model, not a curated record. Gene Ontology annotation, molecular function: transmembrane transporter activity.
GGGGUAAAAGUGGAAACUCUUGAGUCAUCAAAGUCAAUGAUAUGACAAAUGCGCUGUGAUUGGGGGUAAUCUCCGAAGUAGGAAGGGCGGUUGAUAUUUGAUUUGUCAAUAUCUGAUAUCUACGUUGGUAAAGGAUACUAAGGAAGGCUUCGGGAUAUAGAACUUUAUCAGCUGGGAGGAUAAAAUUCCUCUUCUAUCAUCCAUCAGACUGCUUUGGCAGACAGACAACACCGAAGAAACUGAGGUGACAGAGAAUGAGACACCCCUUAACACUAUCAAACCGCAUCAUACUCCUCCUGUACUACCACCCCGACAAUGGACACUGAACCCGAAUCCCAAGCACCGCUCAAACCGAGCAACUCGGUCGACCAAAGCGUCCUCGAUGCGCGCGACCUCGCAGCGCUGGGCCACGACCAAGCCCUAAGCCGCAAAUUCGACAUAUGGAGUAUGCUAGCCCUAGCGUUCUGUGUGUUGGGAACAUGGUCAACGUUCGCACAGGAUUUGGCUAGUGGACUUACAAACGGCGGGCCCGUGAGUAUCCUCUGGGGUUUGUGUCUGGUCACGUUUUGUAACCUCUGCGUGGCGGUCUCCUUGGGGGAGUUGUGUAGUAGUAUGCCCACUGCAUUGGGGCAGGCAUAUUGGGUUCAUCGGCUCUGGGAAGGGAAACGACUCGGGCGAUUUGCUUCAUACAUGUGUGCAUGGAUUAAUAUGUUUGGAUGGUGGACCCUAACCGCCUCUCAAAUCGGGUUCAUGACCAACUUCAUGCUCGGAAUGAAAGUCAUGUUUGACAACAACUGGCCCGGCGCGAGUGAAGGUUGGGUUCAGUUCUUGGAUAAAUUCUUGCCUUACUUCAAUGAUUUUGUCGGUAUAUGGUUUUGUGGGCUGUUUGUUGUGUUUAGUCUUGCAUUGCUGAUUUCUGUCGGCACGAAACCGGACUUGUCUUUCCAACCUGCUUCGUUCGUGUUUGGGACAUGGAUUAAUCAGACCGGUUGGAGUGAUGGGGUUACUUGGUUUAUCGGUUUGGUACAGGCAGCAUACGGUCUAACGGCGUUCGACUCUGUGAUUCAUCUAGUUGAAGAGAUUCCUGCUCCACGCCGAAACGCGCCUCGUGCGAUUUAUCUUGCUGUUGCAUGCGGCGCUUUAUCAGGGUUCAUAUUCAUGCUCGUGUGUCUGUUCUGUAUCCAGGACGUGGAUGCAAUCAUCAACUCUGCUACUGGCCUCCCGUUCAUGGACCUCGUCCAGAAUGCCAUCGGUACCAAAGGCGGAGUCGCGCUCAUCGCUCUCUUCGAAUUCAAUGGUCUCGGUCAAGGCGUUAGUAUAGCCACCACCGCCUCAAGGCUAACCUGGGGCUUUGCGCGUGAUUCCGGUCUCCCCUUCAGCUCUUACUUUGCCCAUAUCGAUCCAACAUGGAAAGUCCCCGCACGGGCAUUAUGGUUACAAGGCAUCCUAAUCGGCCUCGUCGGAAUUCUGUAUUUGUUUGCAAACACUGUGCUCAACGCAAUUCUGAGCGUGAGCACAAUCGCCCUCACAAUCUCGUACGGCAUACCCAUCUUCGCACUUUUGAUUGUCGGUCGCGACAAAUUACCCUCCGGAGGCACAUUCCGUCUCGGCCGACGCCUAGGCCCCGUGGUGAAUUGGAUCAGUGUGAUAUAUUGCUGUAUCACAACUGUGUUCUUCUUCUUCCCUGGCUCACCAAACCCAGCUGCAAGCGAUAUGAAUUAUGCUAUUGCUGUGUUUGGGGUUAUGCUUGUUAUUGCUGUGGGAUUUUGGUUUAUUAGAGGUCAUAAGGAUUAUUUAUUGACGGAGUCUUCGGCGGAGAGGUUGAUGGAGGCGCAGAGGUUGGAGAAUGAGGAGAUUACUGUGGGUGUGCCACCGACUUCAGUUGGGGAUAAUGUGGAUCGUAAGAACGGUGCCGUUGCUAAGUAAUGACCAAUCAUUUAUGUAUAUACCUUCUUGAGGAGUCUUUUCAAUCUACCUGGGUAG